Molecule: messenger RNA, 2184 nt
Organism: Zea mays
Lineage: Eukaryota; Viridiplantae; Streptophyta; Magnoliopsida; Poales; Poaceae
Biological process (GO): protein dephosphorylation
Molecular function (GO): protein serine/threonine phosphatase activity
Source: RefSeq, marked validated
AAACGAUCCAUCCUCACCACCAUUCGACUCCACAGCUGGAGGCUGAAGCUCCGCAGUCACAGCAUUCAAAUCAAUCUCUCUCUUUCUCUCUCUCUCUCUCACAGGAGGUAAGCCAUGGCAGAGUUGCCUUUGGCAGCGGGGCUGAUGGACCUUCGCAACUGCAAGCUCUCUCCGAAGCCAGCGCCGCCCUUGCCACUCCCCGCGCUCCGCCGCAUGCACACAAGCGCCACGGCUACGACGGCCCCGUCCCCGCGCCAUGCGGUCCCCGAACUCCACUCCACUACCGAGCUGGCGGACGGGAGCAUCGUCUUCCGUUUCGGCCAUCCUAAGUCCAAGGCGCUGGAGCCGGAGCCGGCGAGCGUAAAGACCAGCCCUUACUCCAGAGUUGCCCCUGCCUCGGGCGCUGUGCCCGGCAGCCAGAUGGAGCCGGAGAUUGACUCUGAACAUGGAUUAGACGGCGUGCGAAUAGGCACCACGGCUGGGGUUGAGAAGCCGAGCCCGAAUGCCGCAGCCGAGGCCUGGCCGACACCUCCACCUCCUGACGCCGGCGCGGUAACCGGUGCCACUUCCGCUGCGCUAGAGGAGGCGCCGGAGCAGGAGGCGGGUUCCAAUGCUGCCGUUGAGGAGGUGGACACCAGGCCAUCAUCCGCAGAGUCUCUUGUCCCGUCGAGAUCAGAGGAUGGGCCAAAGGGCGACGGCGUCGCUGUUGAGGCUGGCAUGCCGACCAGUGGUGCUGCCAUGGAUACGAUUGAGACUGCUUUGGAGGGGCGCGGGGCAAGCGAGGAUGACUCAGCAGUUGAUGUGAGUGGUGGCUUGGAUGAGGCGGCGACUUCCGGUUUGGAGGACUCCGAAGCCGCAUCGGAAGGCUCCACUGCACAGGAUUUCUACACCGACGUUGAAACGGAGUCCAGCGGCUCCAGCAGCGACGAGCAGAGAGCUGAGUUCGGCUUUUCCUUACCACCACCGGAACAAGUUAGCAACAAGGCGGAUUGGAAAAAUGACACUUCAGAGGUGAAGAGUUCUGAUAGGAUGAUUCCAAUAGCUCAACGGACACGUGUGUUAUCGUCAGGUGCUGCAAUAUUGCCUCAUCCGUCAAAGGUAGCAACAGGUGGAGAAGAUGCAUAUUUCAUUGCAGCCAAUGGCUGGUUUGGUGUAGCAGAUGGAGUUGGCCAGUGGUCAUUUGAAGGAAUCAACGCAGGGCUUUAUGCAAGAGAACUAAUGGAUGGCUGCAAAAAGUUCGUUACCGAGAAUCAAGGGGAUCCAGAUCUUAGACCAGAGCAGAUCCUUUCCAAAGCAGUAGAUGAAGCAUGUUCACCUGGUUCUUGCACUGUAUUAGUUGCUCAUUUUGAUGGCCAGGCCCUUCAAGCAUCAAAUAUUGGGGACUCUGGGUUUAUAGUGAUAAGAAAUGGAGAAGUGUUCAAAAAGUCUAAACCUACGCUUUAUGGUUUCAAUUUCCCACUACAAAUUCAGAAGGGAGAUGACCCCUCAAAGUUUGUACAGAAUUAUGCUAUUGAUCUAGAGGACGGCGAUGCAAUUGUGACAGCAACCGAUGGCCUUUUUGAUAAUGUAUACGAGCAUGAAAUAGCUGGAAUUGUCUCCAAAUCGUUACAGGCAGAUCUAGAACCAGCGGAGAUUGCGGAACACUUGGCUGUGAAGGCCCAGGAAGUAGGGAGGUCUGGGGCUGGGAGAAGCCCAUUUUCAGAUGCUGCUCUCUCGGCUGGGUACCUUGGCUACAGUGGGGGCAAACUGGAUGACAUAGCCGUCGUUGUAUCAAUUGUCCGGACUGAAAUUCAAGAGGAUAGGCUAAGAUGACUAUGCAGAAAAGAAGCUCAUGUUUUGUGGAAGCUCAACACCAAGCGACCACGCGGGUUGCCCUAUCAGUAUUCUGUACUGCUAGAACUGCAGCUAUGUGGCGAUUUCUGGAAAGUUAAGGGCGUAUGCAUCAGCAUCAUACACCGUGCUCGAUCAUCAAUAGGCGGGCCAAUAACCAUUGGACAUCAGCAUUGUAGCGAAGCCCCUUCCUGUUGCCCUUGCCAGUGCACCGGCGCCACAUUUUGAUUUUUGGUUUCGCUAUAAAAAUAUAAGGCAUUUAGAUGUUGCCCUUGCCAUUAAACCAAUGUCAUGUACUCCUUCUGUCAUAAAUUAAAAUUCGUUUUGGUUUCUAAUGGAUUCAUAUAAUACUUA